GAUUCCCAGAACACCGGCUGUCAGUCCAGUGCCGGUUACAGAUGUAUGGUGUUUGCCAAGCAAGUAUCCUAGCUACGAUUUUGCGUUUUUAUAGCGUAAAUUACACGAGAAACGUAAAGACUCGGUGGUAGGUGAAUACUGUGAUGUGGAGAGAGUGAAGACCCGUGUGUGACUGUUAAGAGUAUACGCGUUUAGCUAGCACAUCACAGUCAGUCGUUUUGUGGUUAAAAGGACUUGAAAUAGGUUUUUAUUUUCACUUAACGGGGUAACGGCAGUUAAAAUAAUGCUAAAGCUGUUUUUAAGACAUGCCCGUCGCUUUCCGUGGGUUACCAACGUGACACUGUACGGCUGCCUGUUCGCCGGGGGGGACUUCGUCCACCAGUGGUUCUCCGGGAGGGAGACCAUCGAGUGGAGACAAACACGGAACGUCGCGGUGGUCGCGUUUAGUUUCCAUGGCAACUUCAAUUUCUUCUGGAUGCGUUUCCUGGAGAGGAGAUUUCCCGGGAACUCUGUCGGGAUGGUGAUGAGGAAGCUGUUCCUGGACCAGACGACGGCGGCGCCCCUCGCCACCAGCGUCUUCUACACAGAGCAGCUCAGUUAUGUGUCAAUGGCAGAGAGCACGAUGUCUCCGGAGGAGAUCGAGGUGGAGAUGGCUCGUAUCCAACGCCUGCGGGAAGUCCUGGUGCGCAGAGAGUCAGAGCUGCGCUUCAUGAUGGAUGACAUUCAGCUCUGCAAAGACAUCAUGAGUUUAAAGCAGGAGCUAAGGCAGAUUGUCGCAGUACCAGAGAAAGAAAAAACCAAGAAGCACAGGCAGCGAGAAGAGGAACUGAUCCUGAAGAUCCAUAAACUGGUGCAGAAGAGGGAUUUUCUGGUCGACGAUGCCGAGGUGGAGAGAUUAAGGGAGAAAGAGGAGGACAAAGAGAUGGCGGAGUUCCUCAGGCUGAAGCUGAUGCCUCUGGAACAGAAGCUCAAAGUCACACAGAAUCCUCCAAAGCCCAAGAGACAAAUCCCCGAGCCGCCUCCCAACAAGCCAUCCAUCACCAAGUCAGGAGCGGCCAUCAUUAAGGACUGCUGCGGAGCCACCCAGUGUGCUGUAAUGUAACUGACCCAAACCUGCUUAUGGCCCCGACCCUGUGUCAGACACCACACUUACAUCACACGACAUGACGUACAUCACUUCCUGUUACUCGGAGAGUCACAGUCAACCACGAAACUGUUCAGGUAUCAGAUUCGUAGCUUAGUUUGCAAGAGGUUGGGAGCUGAUCCCCGGUCGUUAUUUAAGGGAAACUUUUAUAGUAAGGAGCUUUUAACCAAGAUCAUGAAAUAAAGGGAAAGGAAGCUGUGAAGAGAACUGUAAAUAAAAACUAUGUUAAAAGUGUUGAUUUAUUUAUUCAGUCAGUUUUCAGAUUGGUUAAUUCCAUCAUGACAGGUUCAAUGAGGAUGGAUCUCAUCUGCAGAGCUACAAGCACAAUGUCCAUAAAGUGAACUGAAUGCUGGGGUUCUCUGACAGGAAAAGAGAAAAGCUGAUGUCUGACGACGGGUAUUCAUUCUUCAUUUAGUGCUUAAAAUCCAACCAGUGAAUCUCUCAGUUGCUACAUUUUAUCAUUUUCCCCAGGUGGGACAAACACAGGUGGCUCUGAAAAACAGUAUGGCUCCCUGUUAAGGGACUUAUGCAAACUGAUUUAUAUAUGCUAAUGAGGAGAGGGAGCCAGUGGAUGAUUUUUCUACAAGUGCUGAGCAAUAUUCUCAAACAGCAGUUUAAUUCUUAAGGCAUUUACAAAUUAAACAAAGACUCAAUGCUGAACAAACUUUUCCACUGACGUGCUGCCAGUGCCCGUGUGUUGAACUGGUUCUGUAUGAAAGAGACUGAUGCCAGUGCCAAAAAUCUGAUACAAUACUGUUGCCAAGCCGGAAGUUGAAACCACUAACAUCAGGGUGGAGAUACAAGAAAUGUAGAGAUUAUUCACCUGUUCAUUCUGUCCACAGUGCCCCCCCACUGAAAUUACUCCAACCUUUGCUACAUAACAUCUGGUUCAUUCUCAGAUCUGUGGAAAUGUCAGCUGGUUCUCAAAGGCUCUAUGCAGCACGGCAUCAGUGGAAACCAGAUUAAAAAUGAGCUCAUAUUAGGCUCAGUGCUAGUUAGCAAUGUGCGUCCUAUAAGAGAGGUCCAAUUAUGUUUCUGGAGUGAGUUCACUGAGAAUCAUCAAAACUCUUGUAUAUCAGAACAGCAUUUAAAUGGAAAUAUGAUGGGUAUAAACAGGAUAUAAUAAUAGACAUAUGGAUGGCUGGUUUUGGGAGAAAAGUUAACAAUUCAUUUUGAGAUAGAAAAAGUAAAUCCAUUUACAUCUUGAGGUGUUCUGGGGAAUCCUCUAAAUCAAAUUUUAUAGAUGGUAGUAGAAUAAAACUGGAAGAAAAAUGCAUCUAAACUUUUUCCCAACACAAUUUAUAGAGAGUGCCAACUAGCAUCCAGCCUAAUGACUCCCCUUUAUAGUUUUCAGGAACCCCUUUCAUGAUGACUUUAAUGCCUGUAUAUGCCAACACUUGAUCUUCCAUCAUCACACUUACCCUCUUCCCAAAAUCAGCACAUCAGAGGCCAUAUUAAGAUCUGCAUCAUCAGCUACCAGGAAGUGUUCACUGUGGUAGUGUGACAUCAUUCAUAGUCAUUCUGGAUAUUGCAGAGAAACAUCAUGCAUCCUUUGAACUUAGUCUUGCGUUUUUAAAAUGAUAAAACUCCAGGAAAUGAAUGCAACUCUGCUGUAAAUGCCUCCAAUAGAUGGUGUGUGAGUGUAUUUAGGACUUUAGUGUGACUCAUGUCAAGCAAAGUGUUGCUCUCUGUCACUUUACCUUCGUUCUGAUAACUUAGCAUUCUGUAGUUGUAGUGGAUUUAUGAAGGUCCUAAUGUCAAAGUAUUGAACAAAUAUGCAGAAAAUAAGCUGAAACUACCUGUACAUACA
Molecule: messenger RNA, 2954 nt
Organism: Pelmatolapia mariae (spotted tilapia)
Lineage: Eukaryota; Metazoa; Chordata; Actinopteri; Cichliformes; Cichlidae
Product: bMERB domain-containing protein 1-like
Exons: 7
Coding region: 284-1102 (272 amino acids)
Biological process (GO): mitochondrial ribosome assembly; cellular response to reactive oxygen species; negative regulation of microtubule depolymerization
Cellular component (GO): membrane; cytoplasm; microtubule cytoskeleton
Source: RefSeq, a predicted model, not a curated record